Eutrema salsugineum is the source of this 1637-nucleotide messenger RNA. Its product is annotated as E3 ubiquitin-protein ligase TRAIP. The coding region runs from base 14 to 1543 and encodes 509 amino acids. The record is from RefSeq and is a predicted model, not a curated record. Lineage: Eukaryota; Viridiplantae; Streptophyta; Magnoliopsida; Brassicales; Brassicaceae. The transcript has 9 exons.
UAGGCACGGGAAGAUGGCCGGCGAAAACGCGGCGGGGAAUGCAAUUUGUUCCAUCUGCUACGAAGAUCUGAAACCGGUGGCUGAGAAUCUGCAAUCGAUCUCCGCCUGUGGUCACGUCUUUCACGAGCUAUGUUUGCAGCAAUGGUUUGAGUACUGCCCGAGUACGAAUAAGCGAAACUGUCCGAUUUGUAAGCAGAAGUGCCUUCUGAAGGAUCCUUGCCGACUUUACUUUCAAUCUUCUGGGAAUCAAAUCGAUUCGAUUGCCUCGCUCAAGGUUGGUGAAAUCGAGGAAGAUCCGGCCUUGUUGAGAGGAGAAGUGAAGCGGCUCCAAGGGAAGAUACAGAACCUUUCUUCGGCUCUGGAGGGGCAGAAAAAGGAGAACGUUGAAGUCUCCGGUAAGUUGCAUCAAUGUAAGGAACAAUUGGAGGAGGACAAAGUAAAAAGGUGGGAGGCUCUGCAAGAAAUAUCAACGACCCAACACUUGCUUAAAUUAAAAUCUGAGGAAUGUGUUCAGCUUACUUCCCAGUGCGCUAAGCUACAAGACAGAACUAUGGCUCUUGCCAAGGAGCUUGCAGCGCUUAAAUUGGUUUCCGACCUAAGCUUGGAGGAAGAUGAUGUUCUGAAGCUAGCCUUGUUGGGGAAUAAUGCUAAGACAAAAGAUACUAUAGACACACUAGUCAAGUCCUUGGUUAUCCGGAAUAGGAGUUAUAAGGAGUUGCUAGCAAAGUGCAAUCAGCUGGGCAGAGGUGAAGCUCGAUCUUCUGAGAAACUUGACAAAGCUUUGGAAAAGAUAGAUAAACUAAAGAAGCGAGUGAGGGAACUUGAGAUGAUAACUGAGGAGAGUGAGAACAAAGCUCUAAGGGAUAUAAAAGUUUCAAAGAACUGCAGUGACAGAGACGUUUCCAAGCCUUCAACCGAGAGCUUGGUUUCUUUCAGAAUGCUUCCAUCAGGCAACAUUGUUGAGAAAAUCUCUACACCACUUGGUAAGUUAGAGAAGAAAGAUGGCUUCACCAAUCAUGGAGCAUGCUUAAGGGGAAAAGGAGACUCUUUUUUAGAUGAUGAUGAUGAUGAUGUUUUUGAAACCACCAUUUCUGGCAUCAGACAAUCAGAUUCUAAUAUGAAGGAUCACAAGGUUGAAGAUAAUAAUAUUGAGGAGAAAUAUGAUAAUCUCAUGAUGAAGGAUAUAAAGUUCAACAUCAGAAAAGACCCGGCAUCAUCAGUGUCACCUCGCAGCAAUGGUGGUGGAGACAUUUGGUUGUCAAGUGGAACAAAUCAAAAUCUCAGAAGAUGGAGCAAACAAGGAGAGAGAAACGAAGCAAUUCCUUCACUAGGAGGUUCUGUCUCACGCAAAGAUGAUCUGAUCUCUGUUGGACCUGAUGGUAAAGGUGGAAGAAUCAAAGUCUUGAGAUCUAAACCCCAAUUUUCUAACGCCAAUGCAAGUUCAGGAAGUGGUAAGAGGUUCAAGAUUGGAGCUAAAACAAGUGGUACGUCGUCUCAAGGGUGUCUUCAGAUCGAGCACUUUUUCGGAAAACCCAAUCGGUAACUUUUAGAAGUCUGUAUGAGAGAGAAUCUUAACUUUUUGGAAAAAGACCAAAGCCACCCAAAACUCGUUUCAUCCAAGUCUUGGUAUCAAACGU